Molecule: messenger RNA, 2307 nt
Organism: Debaryomyces tyrocola
Lineage: Eukaryota; Fungi; Ascomycota; Pichiomycetes; Serinales; Debaryomycetaceae
Source: the annotation of a GenBank genome assembly
AUGAACGGAAACGAUAUAUUUCCCCGUAACCACAACUUUGAUAUUUCUAAGAGUACGAAAAGUAAGAGAACUAGAGUUCCGACGUCAUGUUUGUUGUGCAGAAAAAGAAAAAUAAAAUGCGAUAGAAAAAGACCCUAUUGUAGCGGGUGUCUAACUAACAAUACAUCACAUCUAUGUAAGUACGAGAUAAAGCCGUGGUCAAAGGAGUAUUUUGAUGCUAGUAAUAAAGAACCAUGGCAAGAAGAAAUCGAGGAUUUGAGAUUAAAAAUAAAAUCGCUCGAGAAGAAUAUUGAACAACAACAGUUGGAACUAGACACCAGGUCGGGGACAAGUCUCCAUUCUUCGGUGACAUCUGUCAAUAGCAGUAAUAAUGAUUAUAGGAAAGGUCUGGAUGAAAGGGAUACAACCAUAUUAGAUUUGGCAGAAAGAUUCGAUUGCCUUAUCGUAAAAGACCUGAGAUUAAGAUAUUUUGGUCCCACUUCAUCCGUUGCUCUUAUACGAAAUGAUAAACAUGCUUCUGCAAUAUAUUCCAAAUAUUUUAAAGGACAACACAAGAAAUUCAAUGAGAUUACUGCUAACCAUGGAGACUUAAGAACUAAAAAAUAUAAUGAUGAUGGAGAAAAGGGCGACUGUUCCUCAUAUAGGCCAUCAUUUGUUGGUGAUUUCCCUGAGCUUCCUUCUUCUGAAGUAAUAGAUUUACUCCUUCGUCGGUUUUUCGACUUUUGUUAUCCGCUAUUUCCUUUCAUUGAUGAGAAAAGUUUUAGAGCAGACAUUAAAGUUAUUUUGACAAAAGAGUACAAUAGCAUCAAUUUAAACAUUCAUCAAGAAAGUACUUUUGCAUUAUUUCUAGUAAUGUUAAGAUAUGCUUAUAUAACUUUGCCGUUUAAAGACAACUCAAAUCGAUUAUCAGAGACUAAAUUUGAUUUGGCUCAACAAAUUGCGCUUUCGGAAACAAAUAUACCUCCGUCUUAUGUCGAAUAUGCAAAGCAUCUCAUAAUAUCGCCAAACGGUCUUGGAAAAAUGACUCUUAGAACAAUUCAAGCUGGUUUGUUUUUGAGAGUUUAUAAAAAGCAAUGCCCUGAAGAUGAUGACAUAGCAACAGACAAUGAGAUAUUGUUGGGGAUUCUCAUUCAAAUGGCUAGAUUUCAUGGUUUUCAUAGAAAUGCCGUCGGAUUAGAUAAAGACCUUGUGAAUGCGGAUGAUAUACAAUUAUGGAAGAAGAUUUGGACCCAGUUAUUAUACCUUGAUGCAAUGCAAAGUUUUGCCAAUGGAACACCUCUAUUGGUGUCUGAUGAUGAGUUCAAUAAUCAGAGAUCUUUUAUUACGUAUAGUGAUUGCUUUAAUCUUCAAAGUGAAGAAACUUUAAUAACAAGGCAAUUUGCAUUAUCAUAUAUGGCAACAAAGAUGACAAGAAAGUUCUUACUUAUUACAAGUCAAAUGUAUAGAAGUUUCAAAAGAUCGGCUUUAGAUGAAUUGGUUGUUGAGAUGAAUGAAUUGAUUUAUAACAAAAUGAGGACUUUCGACCAAUUGUGCAAUUCAGAUGGUAACAUAAUUGACGAAAACAUCACUGACCGGGCACAAGAGUUUAUGCUAAGAAUGGAAUUAUUUCUUAAAUCAUAUACCUUGAAUUAUAUAUUAUUUUUGACUGCAAAUGAAGAGAGAGAAGCAGACUUAAGAAAAUCUUACUUGAUGUUUGCUUUAGAAAAAGCGUUGAUUAUAUCAAAAUUAGCAUUUGAAUUUGCAGAAAAUACUUCUUCGAAAUUUGGUUCUGAACUUGAAACUUUUAUUGCUCCUUACAUUUGGACCCCAUUGUACAAAAUAUUGCCAACUUUGUACAGUAUUUUGUUGAGAGUUAAUGCAGGUGAAUUUUCUCUAAUCGAAUUCUCAAGAUGCUUUAAAUCGCCAGAUUCUGCAGGGCUAAUUGCAUGGGCUCAAUUGAACGAAAGUGAAAACAAAUGUGUUAAAAAUCUCGUAGCGAUAUAUGAGCAAUUAAACUCAAAAUGCUUACAUUUAAGUUUUAAAUUUUUCCAUUGUUAUCGUGUUUGUUUUACCUUCAAAAUUAUUUUUAAUUACUUACAAGAAUUUUACCCACAGCUAUUAACCCCUAGUGACGGUAUGAAAGGAAAUGCAGGAGAUAUACAAACUAAGGAGGUCGGUAUAAGUUCAAUGCAGUGGGAUGAUUUCUGGAAUAAUAAACUAGAUCCAGAUCGUAUACUCGACUUCGACUAUUUCUACACUAAUAUGCAAUAUAAUUUGGAUCCCUUUUUAAAUGAUUUGAAUACAAGCUUUAAUAUUUUUGAAAAUUGA